Messenger RNA from Oncorhynchus keta (chum salmon), 656 nucleotides. RefSeq names its product mitochondrial ribosomal protein L52 (gene mrpl52). The record is from RefSeq and is a predicted model, not a curated record. Gene Ontology annotation, cellular component: mitochondrial large ribosomal subunit. Gene Ontology annotation, molecular function: structural constituent of ribosome. Gene Ontology annotation, biological process: mitochondrial translation. NCBI's taxonomy places the organism in Eukaryota, Metazoa, Chordata, Actinopteri, Salmoniformes, Salmonidae.
AGUCUUACUACAAUAUAACACAAUUGCAACAUCACACGUUGCUGCCUGUUGCUACAUGGUUUCAACUCCACAACCUAUCUUGACCACCAUCUAGUGGUAUAAAUAGUUCUUACAUAAAAAUCCAAAAUGGCGGCGCCCUUAAGGACAUUGUGCUGUACAGCUUUGAGGCAUUCCAGUCGUUGUUUUACUACGACGUGUGGGACACAGGCUGGAAUCAAGUGGAGGACCGAAAAUGGUCUGGCCCGCAGUGGAACAGAGUAUGGCCCCAUGACAGAUCUCCCUGACUGGUCCUUUGCAGAUGGCCGGCCUGCACCCCUGAAAGGACAGCUGAGGAGAAAGCAGGAGAGAGAGACGUUAGCAAGACGUGUAGUGAAUCUCAGCUCGGAGGUGGAUAAGGGGAUGGAGGUGUGGAGGGAGAAACACGAAGAAGCCAAAAGAAUGCAGGAACGCAAUAAAUCUCUUCUGCUUAAACCCAAAGGAAACCUUUUAUUGAAGAAAAAUAAGUAAUUAUCACAUUUUCUGUUCUAGCCCACUUGAGUUAUUGACAAAAUGGAGGAGAUUUGCGCAGUUGGUGUAUGGCAUUGUCUUUCCAUUUACGUUUGUACUUAUUUAGCCCUUUUCAUUGUUUUCUGAAAUUAAACUUGAAUGUAAAUCCA